AUGAUGGAUGCACUUGCGCAAAGACGUUUGGCAUUAGAGCAUCUUGAGUUGAAAGGCGGUGCUAUGGGUCUACCAGAUGAAUGUCUUGUUCUCUUUGAUGCUCAUCCUGGCAAUAAACGUUUAGUGAUUGCGGCUGAAAUCAUUUCCAAUCAUGAUAUCAUUGCUAUUUUAUCCAUGCCAAAUUUGCAAUACCUUGACCUCUUAACCCUCAUGGAUGAUCGUACAUUGGAAACCUUAAAAAACAACAUUCCUCGCGUUAAAUACAAGCCAUUAUCCGCUUUGGAUCGCCUAGCAUCCUCUUUACUCUGA
Molecule: messenger RNA, 309 nt
Organism: Lichtheimia ornata
Lineage: Eukaryota; Fungi; Mucoromycota; Mucoromycetes; Mucorales; Lichtheimiaceae
Exons: 1
Coding region: 1-309 (102 amino acids)
Source: RefSeq, a predicted model, not a curated record